Seriola dumerili (greater amberjack) is the source of this 985-nucleotide messenger RNA. RefSeq lists its product as uncharacterized. The record is from RefSeq and is a predicted model, not a curated record. The transcript is spliced from 5 exons. The coding region runs from base 117 to 905 and encodes 262 amino acids. Gene Ontology annotation, molecular function: zinc ion binding. Lineage: Eukaryota; Metazoa; Chordata; Actinopteri; Carangiformes; Carangidae.
UUGAAUAUUUUCCUGGUAGAGGUGAACACUGCAUGCCCUUGUUUACCUAGUUUGAAUGUUACCUGCACAGGACACACUGGAAGCGGCGUAGGGAAUUAGUCUUUUCAGCUUUCACCAUGACGUCGUCAGAGAAAGAUCUGAAGAAGAUAUCCUCAGAGCUGAACCACCUUUCACUCAAAAGGCAGCAACUUCUGGAGAGGAAGAAAAUCCUGAGAAUAUUUCAGGAAUUAAGGAAUCGUGCCGAAUUUGGACAAACAGAGGAGGCAGCCUCAAAUCAGUCUGAGAUUGACAACAUCGAUGACAAACUGAAACAACUGACUGAAAGAAAGGCUGAGCUCCAGAAAAGCCGCGACACCCUCCUCAGUGGCGAUGAUAAGAUGAAAUGCAUUAAAGAGGUUACGUUCAAGUCCACUCAGAAGAAUGAGUCUGGUGAUCCUGAUCCUGCUGCUGGCAUAAAUAUUUUCUAUGUUGAGGCUCCACCUAUGAUCCCUGCCCCUAAAGUGAUUCUGGACGUGGAAAACCUUCCCCCGUGUCCAUCCAGGACACAGUGCCCAGAGUGUCGGCAGUUCAUCAUGACAGAAACUUUCACCUCAGUCAGCAGUGUGACCUGGCUGGUGUGUGUCAUGACAGCUUUGAUUGGGUAUGACACCCCCCUCCCCCCUUUGUCCUGGAGAAUUAUUUGCCUGUUUGUAUUUGUGCAGCCAUGCGCAUCUACUGUAUGCCUCCAUUUCAUUUUUGUUCCUGUUCCUUGUUUCACAGCUGUGUGGCUGGUUGUUGCCUCAUUCCCUUCUGCCUCGAUUCGUUUAAAUCUACCACACACAGAUGUCCAAAGUGUCGAACAUCAAUCAGCACUAUUAAAAAGCUCUGAGAGGAGAGCAUGUGGUUCGAAGAGUGAAGAACACUGAAGCGUUCAACCUAAUGGUGAAGUAGUAUUUCAGCAGCAUGGCGCUCUUGUGCUCUUUUUUUUUUUUUAAAUGGAGCACAA